ACAUACUGACCACACUCCACACAAGUUCUUCUUGCUGUCGGGUCUUUCUCUCUCUAAUUCUUGUUCUUUCUCUUUGAUUUCUUGAAUGGCUCCUGCAAACAAUUCCAACAAGCACAACAAUGUAAGCAGCAAUCACAAUCAUCUCUCUAUACCUUCAAAACCCACAAACAUGGCGAAUCCAAAUCCGAUUCCAAACCCUAAUCCGUCAAUCGGAAACGGGUUCAACGACCAAACCCUUAAUCCACCACCCGCACAUUACAAUCGGAACAACAGCAGUCUUCGUCUGUUCAACGAUUGGCUAGAGAAGGCCGAAAAGAACAAUCACAAAGCUUCUAGCUCAUCUGCUUUGCCGGCAACGGCAACAACUGCAAUGGAAAUUGACGGAUCGGAGGAGGAUGUUGCCCUGGCGAAAUCGGAGGUUUUGACUAGGGAAGAAGUUCUCAGGCGGCGAUCUCGUCAGAUGAAGAAUCUGAUCAAGGUUUACAAAGAGCAUUACUGGUCUAUGACUGAAGAAAUCAAGAUCAGGUACAGAGAAUACUAUUGGGAGUUUGGUAAAAGCCCUUUUCAAGAUGAUGAAGUUGCUGGAGAAAAUGUUGAUGGUAACAAUUCUGUACCACAAGAAGGGUUGAAUCGGUGUGAAGUUCAUGGUUGUAAAGUUAAGGCUAUGGCUAUGACCCGUUUUUGCCAUACCCACAUAUUAUCAGACUCGAAGCAGAGGCUUUACAAGGGUUGCUCUUAUGUGACCAAAAGCUUACCAUCAGGACCAAUCUACUGUAUGAAGCCUGUUUUGAGAUCAACUGUUCCUCUUCUUUGCUCAAUGCAUUUAGGGAAGGCUGAAAAGCAUGUGGCAAAGGCACUGAGGAAGGCAGGUCUUACUACAACUUGUAAGAGUAAGUUUGCUCCUAAACUUCAUGUUGUAAUUGCAGAAUUUGUAAGACAGCUUCAAGCCAAAAGGAGGAGGAUUGCACUUGUUGAAAACAAGAAAGGAUAAAUUUAGCUCAGGAUAUGACUUGUAAAUUUAUCUUUGUUUUCUUUUUUUCUCUUGAAACUUCAUAUGGUGGGUGUGUGUGUGUGUCUUGACAAACAAACUGUCAAAAAUGUUUCAUAAUAGUAUGGAUUUGAUUCAGAAUAGUAGCUCAGUUGGUUACUUCGAGGAUUUGAUUUAGGUUCGACCCCUUUGAAACAAAAAAUAAUAUGGAUUUGACUUUCUUCUCUGA
Messenger RNA from Impatiens glandulifera, 1217 nucleotides. RefSeq names its product INO80 complex subunit D-like. NCBI's taxonomy places the organism in Eukaryota, Viridiplantae, Streptophyta, Magnoliopsida, Ericales, Balsaminaceae. Gene Ontology annotation, cellular component: NSL complex. Bases 86 to 991 code for a protein of 301 amino acids. The transcript is spliced from 2 exons. The record is from RefSeq and is a predicted model, not a curated record.